AUGGAAAAUCGAACCUCUCUUGGCUCAAUCCAGAAAACUAUUUGGGACGGGCGCAUACCACUUGAAAUCGUCUUAGCUCCGUCUGAAAGUCGGACAUUUGACAAGACUGACCCAUAUCUUAUUGCAUAUCCACGCAUCUCAUAUUUCCCCUCGUUGCUCCCAAAGCUGCGAGCUUUCUUUUCAAACUCGCUGAUUUCGCCUGAAGCUCAGUCUCACGAGGGCUGGUUUGAGUUUGAAGGCGUGCCCUUGAAGUGGCACUACCCUGUUGGUCUCUUGUUUGACCUCUAUGCAGGCGCAACCCCUGCCUCCAAAACAGCUAUCGGAGGGGAUGAGUCUUCUGAAAAUGACUCAAAGAUCCCAUGGCGCUUGGUCGUUCACUUCAGCAAUUGGCCCGAUGAGAACCUCGUGCGCCUUGACGCUGAUGGAAUGGUCAUGGGUGAUGCCUUCAUCAACAGUGUGAAGGAGGCUGAUUUCCUGCGCAAUGGCACAGCCAAAGGUAUUAUGAGCCUCUCGAAAGAGGAUUCAUCGGGUCUUUGGAAAGCCGUUGAAGAAGUUGAUCUUCCCUCCUUCCAGCGCAUAUCAAGCAUUUUACUCCCUCAAAUUUCGCAACCUUUUCGCAACGUACCAAUCCGGAUCUUUCUGCCACUCCCACCUGACGACGAGUCUCCAUCGCUCAAAGUUGUUCAAUCGCCACUUCCUCCUUCAAUACCAGCAACGAGCAUGCAGUCCAGCCAAAUGUUGAGUUCACGAUCAAAUCCACACACGCAGCCUCAAACCAUCGGUACUGUUCUACAUACUUUGCUUCCAAAUCUUUUCCCGAGCAGGAGGACUCCUGUUCUCGCAAAGCCUGUACUGCAUGGUGCGGUGAUCCCAAUGUCUGCUCCAAUAGAAGAGGUCGUGCGGAGCUCUGCCUACGGAGAUGGAUGGGCAUACCUAGUUGUUCGAAUGAUGGGAUAG
Molecule: messenger RNA, 957 nt
Organism: Penicillium brevicompactum
Lineage: Eukaryota; Fungi; Ascomycota; Eurotiomycetes; Eurotiales; Aspergillaceae
Product: autophagy protein 5
Exons: 3
Coding region: 1-957 (318 amino acids)
Biological process (GO): autophagy of mitochondrion; cellular response to nitrogen starvation; autophagosome assembly
Cellular component (GO): phagophore assembly site membrane; Atg12-Atg5-Atg16 complex; cytoplasm
Source: RefSeq, a predicted model, not a curated record